Molecule: messenger RNA, 854 nt
Organism: Pocillopora meandrina
Lineage: Eukaryota; Metazoa; Cnidaria; Anthozoa; Scleractinia; Pocilloporidae
Source: the annotation of a GenBank genome assembly
CGAUUCACAUUUAACCCUAAUAGGGCAUCUCCAUGUGAAGUUCUCAGAGUCCCAGGUCCAAAGCGUGAUGACGGAGUUGUCCUUGUGCCAGGAUCUCUUUCACUCAUCUUUGACUUGGCAGUUAGUGGUCGCGCAAACAAUUAUACCGUGAACAAUGUCACAAGAGCUCAUGUUGACAGGUUGACUGUGAAAUUCGCAAGAGAAAUCGCGCAGAACACUGAUGGUAUGACCUAUUCAAGCUAUAUGAGGACCUCUUCUUGACUGAUAAUGAGAGGGCGAGCAUGUUCAGAGAAGGUAUUCAAUCUGGAGACCUUUAGAAGAUAAGAUGCAAGACUGGGGAUAAGAGGACUUCAGGUGUUGAUAAAGAGAAUAAGCUCAAUGAAGUUUAUGGCAACAAAUAUAGGAUUCCAUUGGAUUAUGAAAUUCUGAAGGAUCAUGGACUCUCCUCCCCAAGAGCUCUUCCUGAUGAGCUUCUUUUCGAGCUCAGGCUUGCACCUGCAGGCAAUGUUGCGAUAAGAUCUCACGAGACACAGCUUGCCUAUGAAUUGACUAACAUCCAGCUUGAGUAUGAAGUCAUUCAAAGUGAAGAACUUGCAGAUGAGGCCAUGUCUAAGUACAAAAAUGGAGAAGGAUUCAUGUACGAGCACGUCACUCAUCUCAAGACAAUCUCAGUAGAUAAAGGAUCAGACACAAUCAUCAAUGAGAACAUCAAUGUUCCAAGGAAGUCAAUGAAGGGACUUCUUUUUUACGAGCCAUAUGUCGCUGGUGCGAGAGACAGUGAGAAGACAUUUAAUCCCGUCAUCACUAAAGUGAAGGUGAUUGUCAAUGGAAUCCCAAAUAAGGUUAACAGCUAA